AUGACCAAAGCUCAAAGUUCAAAUUAUUUCUCUAGUGACUAUUAUGCAAAUUAUAGCUUUCAUUCAGAAAAUAAUUUUUCUAAUAACUAUCAUGCGGAUUAUACCAUUCAUAUAGAAGAUGAUUUUGAAUUAGAAUUGCUUUUUGAAAAUUUAAAAAUAAAUACAUUACCAGUAUUUGAAAGCAUUGAUAACAGUAUACAUUAUUGCUUUGAUAACUAUUAUAUAGAUUAUACUCUUCAUUCAGAAGAUGAUUUUGGUUUAAUAUCACCUUCUGACCCUUUAAUGGCAGUUGAGUUGAAUCAUUAUUAUAAUGCAGAAUUUAUAGAAGAUAAUUAUGAGGAACUACAUAUUUUACUUGAUAUGGCCUUGGAAGAUUGUUCUGGAAACAAUAUAAUUGAAAUCUGA
Dentiscutata erythropus is the source of this 405-nucleotide messenger RNA. The record is from the annotation of a GenBank genome assembly. Lineage: Eukaryota; Fungi; Glomeromycota; Glomeromycetes; Diversisporales; Gigasporaceae.